This is a messenger RNA of Macadamia integrifolia, 2673 nucleotides long. RefSeq lists its product as uncharacterized. The record is from RefSeq and is a predicted model, not a curated record. The coding region runs from base 128 to 2440 and encodes 770 amino acids. Lineage: Eukaryota; Viridiplantae; Streptophyta; Magnoliopsida; Proteales; Proteaceae. The transcript is spliced from 5 exons. Gene Ontology annotation, molecular function: DNA binding; protein dimerization activity.
UUCUUAACUCCUCAAUAGAAAGUCUCUCCCCCUCUUUCGGUCUCUCGCUCUCCCGCUCGUUUGGUUUUGUCUGAAGAGAAGAAGCGUUUCAAGCUCCUCGGAGAGAUACUUAUAUCAUAAGUUGUUCAUGGAGUCUGGACUGCAACCUAUACCUGUAAGUGCACAAAAACGUGACCCAGCGUGGAAUCAUUGCCAAUUGCUUAAAGAUGGGGAUCGGUUAAAACUCAGAUGUAUAUAUUGCGGCAAGAUGUUCUCUGGUGGAGGGAUCCAUAGGAUCAAAGAACACCUAGCUGGUCAAAAAGGCAAUGCAGCUACUUGCCCAAGAGUGCAAAAGGAUGUUCAGCAUAUUAUGUUGGAAAGCUUAAAUGGAGGCAAAGUGAAAAGGAAGAAACACAAACUAGCUGUAGUAGAUAGUACAAACCUUAACUCGAUUCCUAAUGAGAUAGAUACCAUAGACAGUCAGUCUGAAGAAAAAUCCGGGUUCCAAUUGCAUGCAACCCCCGUCACAAAUUAUUUCGGUUUAAUACCAUGGAGAGAGGAAGAAAUGCCUGACAGAAAUUCAGAUAAAAGGAAGAGAGUGCACGAGGAAGAAAUGACUGGUGAAAGCUCAGAUAGAAGGAAGAGGCAAGAAGGAAACUCCUCCCCUCCUCCCACAAAUCCUGAUGCCAGUCCAAUUGAUAACAUUACCUUGGGAUCAACAAGGGGGGAAGAUACAGUGCAAAAGGUUGGUCAGUUUCUCUAUGACGUUGGAGUAUCUCAAGGUGCGGUCAACUCUAUAUAUUUUCAGCCGAUGAUUGAUGCCUUUUUGUCUGAAGGAUCGGGUUUGAAAGCACCAUCUUAUCAUGAUGUUCGGGGCUGGGUUUUAAAGAAUUCAGUUGUGGAAGUGAAGAGCAUGGUAGACCAGUAUAAAGAGACAUGGGGAAGAACUGGAUGUUCUCUCCUGGUUGAUGAAUGGACAAUGGGAACUGGAAGAGUUUUGAUUAACUUUUUUGCUUAUUGUCCUAAAGGAACAAUUUUUCUGAAAUAUGUUGAUGCCUCAGACAUUGUUAGAUCAACAGAUGCUCUGUAUGGGUUGCUAAAGGAAGUGGUUGAAGAAGUUGGAGUGCAAAAUGUAUUGCAAGUGAUUACUGAUAGUGCAGAACACUAUAUUGUCGCUGGGAAAAGGUUAACUGAAACUUUCCCUACAAUGUAUUGGACCCCUUGUUCAGCCCGUUGCAUAGAUUUGAUGCUUGAGGAUAUUGGAAAAUUUGAGUGGAUAAGUGAAAUACUUGAGAAUGCUAGAACAGUAACCAGAUUUGUUUACAAUCAUGCCUCCAUUCUAAACAUGACAAGAAGAUACAAUAAUGGGAAAGAUUUAGUGCAACCAGCUAUCAGUAGCUCUGCAACAAACUUUACAACAUUACGAAGCAUGGUUGAUCUCAAAAGCAAUUUGCAGGCAAUGGUUACUUCACAGGAGUGGAUGGACUGCCAUUAUUCAAAGAAGCCAGAUGGAAUUGCAAUGCUCGAUGUCAUUUGUAGCGAGUCCUUUUGGUCUUCAUGCGGCACUAUUGUUCAUAUAACAGACCCACUCUUGAGAGUUUUGAGAAUGGUUGGCAGUGAGAAGAGGCCUGCAAUGGGAUAUAUUUAUGCAUCCAUGUACCGAGCAAAGGAAGCAAUAAAAAAAGAACUGGUAAAGAAAAAGUAUUACUUGGACUAUUGGAAUGUUAUAGAUCAUCGGUGGGAGCGGCAGUUAGCUCGUCCUCUUCAUGCAGCAGCUUUCUACCUGAACCCAAAGUUUUUCUAUGGCAUUGAAGGAGAUGUGCACAAUGAGAUCAUGUCAGGGAUGUUGGAUUGUAUAGAACGAUUAGUACCUGAGAUAGAAAUUCAAGAUAAAAUCACGAAAGAGCUGAACUCAUACAAGAAUGCUGUAGGGGAUUUUGGGCGGAAGAUGGCAGCUCGAGCUAGACAUACUCUACCUCCUGAUGAGUGGUGGUCUACUUAUGGAGGAGGUUGCCCGAAUUUGACACGCUUAGCCAUCCGCAUUCUGAGUCAAACAUGUAGCAUGAAGGUUUUCAAGCGACAUCAGAUAUCUCCCAAGCAAAUACAUCACUACACAGCAAACCGGCUUGAGCGCAAACGUCUCAGUGACCUUGUUUUUGUCGAAUACAAUUUGCGUUUGCGGCAGAUGCAACUCCAGAAGCACAAAGAAUCCGAGGUGAUGGACCCCAUCUCCAUUGACAUCUUUGAUAUUGUUGAAGAAUGGGUUGCUGAGAAGGAUUCUGUUGUUGGGGACAUUGGCAGUCCAGACUGGACAGCACUUGUUCAGCCUGAAGCUAACACUGCUAUGUCAUUCUCUCCAAAAGAUGAGGCAGAGGCAUUGGUUGAAGGUUUUGGUGACUAUGAAAUUUAUAAUGGAGUCAAUGAAGAGGAAGACACAGAAAGCCAAGACCAAGAGGAGUAGCUGCCCAUGAGACUCUUACUUGUUAAUAUAAAUAUACUGGGAGGAUCCAUGGUGAUGAUACCAUGAUAGUUUUAACUCAUGACAGAAGUGUUGAAGAUGUAAAUUGUUAGUUCUUGUUUUAAAUUAUUUUGAAUCAGUUGUUGCAUGGUGUUUAUGAUUUGAAUUCAUGGUUUUUUGUUCAGCAACAAGUCUUUAUGACUGCACAAAUAGACAUUUUCCUUUAACAUGUGAAA